Ylistrum balloti is the source of this 1188-nucleotide messenger RNA. RefSeq lists its product as uncharacterized. The record is from RefSeq and is a predicted model, not a curated record. The coding region runs from base 1 to 1188 and encodes 395 amino acids. Lineage: Eukaryota; Metazoa; Mollusca; Bivalvia; Pectinida; Pectinidae. The transcript has a single exon.
AUGUGUGUGGCGAUUUAUCUCCUGUGUGUAAUCGGGCUGACCCGAGCUCAAGAGAGACUCAAUGAUCUUCAGUUCCGUUCGUUUGGAAAUCCGACGUCUGCAACGCAAUUGCAAAGAUCUGCUCAACAAUUUCGGAUCCCUACCGCAUUUCCAAAUGGAUUUCAUUCACCUAGUAUUUCUCCGGCUCUAAUUCGACACAAUAUCGCAGGACCGAAUCCGUUUGGAAGAAAUAGGAACAGUUUGAUGAACUCCAAUGGUUUAUUGAUGAUGUUUCCGACCCAGGCUGGUCGCUUGAUUCCAGGAUUGGCCUUUAAUCGUCCAGCACCGUUAUCAUCUGUCCUUCAAAGACCUGCGUUCCCUUUUACACCACCAAGUGUACAUCGACUUAACAGAGGACGUAAUGCUAUAAGUGAAAAUUCAGGACAGCGUUUGGCUGGAUUAAACCAAGAUCGCCCAUCUCUUUCGGGGAUGCGCCGACCUAAUGGUGUUACUCCCAGAGGGCAAAACGUCGUACCUCAGACAAGACCCUCAUCAUCGCAACCACGAAAUCCUGCAACAUCGGACAAGGCAACGCAAAGAAUUGUCGACUUUAUAUUGGGGAAGAAGAGUCAAAACACCAACCAAAACCCUAUACAGCCUACUGUAGAUACUAUAAGUAAUGUAGAGAUGGCCAAACCACCUCCAAGAAAGUCGGUGUUUCCAAAUCCAACAGGACUGUCCACAAAUGUCGUAGACAUUAAUAAAGCAUCACCCGAAAUCCGUUUUAAAUCAAGGACUGACGAGGAAAUAAGGCAAGAAGUAGAGGAAAGAAUGAGACAGCUUAAUGCAUUUCUCGCCAGAAAUCCAGCAGCCAUAGCAUCUCCAAUCCAUAAUGUGGUAAACAACCAUCAUUUACCUCAUAACAUCCGGCAUUAUUUCAAUAAUGUCAAUCGCCGUACGGAACGAGUCGACCAAAACACUUUGAACACAAGAGUCAUGGAAGCAUUCAAAAACCGCGACAAAAGUGGUAAAAAACCAAUUGUAGUUGAUGGUGGUGUCGCAGAGCAAGUGAUGCCUACCAUUGUCGUCGAUGGAGGUGUUUCAUGGAGAAACCAAGGUAUUCAUCUUGACCAAAACCAGCGACCACGUGCAUUUAAUCUAGAAACGGACAAAGAGCUUGCCAAGCUCUUUCCAAUUCCUCCAUCAUAA